Molecule: messenger RNA, 411 nt
Organism: Dentiscutata erythropus
Lineage: Eukaryota; Fungi; Glomeromycota; Glomeromycetes; Diversisporales; Gigasporaceae
Source: the annotation of a GenBank genome assembly
ACUCCUGCAGCCAAUGUUUGGAAUGGGGAAUUGCAACGCCUACUAGGACUUAUUACAGUUGUAAUCCCCUUAGAUAGAUUCGUUGCAACGGCCUCUUUCCAGAAACUCAUUUUCGUCAAUGCCGUUACCAUAGAUAUUUCAAGCGGAAUUUUUUCCUAUUUCAGUAACACAGAGGUUGAAGCCUGGGGCUAUAUGGGUUGUCUCAAAUAUUUAGCAAAAGUAUGUGUGCGUUUAAUAUCAGAAGAUUGUGACGAAAUUCUUGACAAAUACAAGAACCAUUUGCUUUUAAUAACCUUGUUAAUAUCAUCGUUUAAAAGAGUGAAAGACAAAGCCCAUAAGCUGAAUGAUACUGCAGAACAUUCAUUUCAACGCGUAGAAGUUACCUUAUUUUUUAAAAGAAUUGAUACACAG